AUGAAGUUCAUGAAGCUUGGAUCAAAGCCGGAUUCAUUCCACAUUGACGGCAACAAUGUCAGGUGUGUAGCCUCUGAUUUGGCAACUGACUUCGUUAUUAACUUGGGGAACGCGACGUUCCAUCUACAUAAGUUUCCUCUUUUGUCCAAGAGUGGCCGCUUACAAAAGCUAGUGGCGGCAUCCACAAGCGGCGCGGAAGUCUACAUCGAUGACAUUCCCGGCGGAGCUAUUGCUUUUGAAAUAUGUGCCAAGUUCUGCUAUGGCAUGACAGUCACUCUCAACGCUCAUAACGUCAUUGCAGCUCGGAGUGCGGCUGAAUACCUGGAAAUGCAUGAGACGAUUGAGAAGGGUAACCUUACUUACAAGAUUGAUGUUUUCCUAAACUCUAGCAUCUUUCACAGUAGCUGGAAGGAUUCUAUAAUUGUUCUUCAGACUACCAAGCCUUUCUUACCUUGGUCUGAGGAACUGAAGCUGCAGGUCAGUCUCUGUAUUGAUGCUAUAGCUUCCAAGGCCUCCGUUGAUAUUUCCAAGGUGGAUUGGCCGUACACUUACAACAGGGAAAAGCUUCCCGAGGAAAGCGGGAAUAAUUCUAACUGGAUGGCACCCAGGGAUUGGUGGGUCGAGGACUUGUGUGAUCUAGAAGUAGAUUUAUACGAGCGGGUCAUAGCUAACAUAAAAAAUAGAGGGAUCAUUUCUGGGGAAGCUAUUGGAGAAGCCCUCGAGGCAUACGCUUCAAGAAGGUUGCCAGGAUUGAUUAGCAGGGGCGUGAUCGAAUCGAAAUGGAAGACUCAGACUCAGACUCAGACUCGGUUGACAGUGGAUACCAUUGUGUGGCUAUUGCCUGCAGAGAAAGGCUGCGUGUCUUGUAGGUUCUUGCUCAAGUUAUUAAAAGCAGCUACUUUGUUGGAUUUGGGGGAAAUGGCAAAGAAAGAACUCAUAAGGAGAAUAGGACAGCAAUUGGAGGAGGCAUCUGUAAGUGACCUCCUAAUCCAAGCACCAGAAGGUGAAACUAGGAUGUAUGAUGUAGAUAUGGUGCGUAAAAUACUAGAGGAGUACUUUAGGCUGCAAGAUGAGAAUGCUCAUCGAGUUCAAUUAGUAGAGAGCCGUCAAAUUGUUCAGGAGAUAAGAAGGGGGGGUCGGAUUUUGUCAGAAGCAUCAAAGCUCAUGGUGGCAAAGCUGGUCGAUGGCUACCUGGCAGAAAUCGCGAAGGAUCCCAACCUCCCUUUAUCAAUAUUUAUGGAUCUCGCAGAGAUGGUGCCCAGUUUUACUCGUCCUGCUCACGAUGGCCUGUAUCGGGCCAUUGACAUGUACCUCAAGGAGCAUCCUGGGAUUAGCAAGAAGAAGAGCGAGAGGAAUAGGAUUUGCCGGCUGAUGGACUGCAAGAAGCUAUCAGUAGACGCAUGCUUGCACGCAGUCCAGAACGAGAGACUGCCAUUGCGUGUAGUGGUUCAGCUUCUCUUUUUCGAGCAGAAUAGAGCCACCAGAUCCUCGGGCAGCAGCCCCCCUAAAGGCAUUAUUAUUAAGGAUUUAAACAGCGGCUCCCACUCCCAUGGCAGCUCCAAAUCAGCAAAAACCAAUACAAAUGCAGACCAAGAUUUGGAUGCUGUGGCUCCAGCCGAGGAGAAGGUCCGGGCCCUGAAAGCUGAGGUAGCCGCUGCCUUGAGGCUGGCGAGCGACACAAACAGUAGUUCAGACACAGGAGGAGGUAAAAUGAAAGGGUUAUUGCUUAUUAUGUCUAAGAAGAUCAUUUCUAAAAUCUGGUCGACCAAGGCUCGGCAUGGCUCUCACUCGCCGGAGAGUCAGGGUACUACAGCCAACGAGGAAGAAGCUAAAACCACGCCUUUGCGACACCGGAGGAAUUCAGUCUCUUAGCAAACUAGCUAGUGAUUGAAGAAUAUGAAUUGUUUGGUGGGCUUCUUCCUUUUUUAAAAGACAUGAUAUCGGUAAGUGCAGAAUUAUAGCUUGUGUUCACUGGAAAAGAAAUGAAACAAAUAGUA
Molecule: messenger RNA, 1997 nt
Organism: Diospyros lotus (date-plum)
Lineage: Eukaryota; Viridiplantae; Streptophyta; Magnoliopsida; Ericales; Ebenaceae
Product: BTB/POZ domain-containing protein NPY4-like
Exons: 4
Coding region: 1-1872 (623 amino acids)
Molecular function (GO): protein binding
Source: RefSeq, a predicted model, not a curated record